Anoplopoma fimbria (sablefish) is the source of this 4265-nucleotide messenger RNA. It is a transcript of the gene slc5a9, whose product is annotated as solute carrier family 5 member 9. Bases 26 to 1999 code for a protein of 657 amino acids. NCBI's taxonomy places the organism in Eukaryota, Metazoa, Chordata, Actinopteri, Perciformes, Anoplopomatidae. Gene Ontology annotation, cellular component: plasma membrane. Gene Ontology annotation, biological process: transmembrane transport. Gene Ontology annotation, molecular function: D-glucose:sodium symporter activity. The transcript is spliced from 14 exons. The record is from RefSeq and is a predicted model, not a curated record.
CACAAUCUGGAAGACAGGAAUCAACAUGUCUGCCAGCCUCACUACAGUCUCAGGCAGCAGCUCCUCUGGGUCCACCACUGGAGCCCCUCCCAGCACAGGUCUCAGUGUGGGUGCUGCUGACAUCGCUGUGGUUGUUGUCUACUUCAUCUUCGUCAUAUUGGUUGGAAUCUGGUCAUCAGUGCGAGCCAAUCGCAGCACUGUGAGGGGUUACUUCCUGGCUGGCCGUUCGAUGACCUGGUGGCCUAUUGGAGCCUCUCUGAUGUCCAGUAAUGUUGGCAGCGGUUUGUUUAUUGGUCUAGCAGGAACAGGAGCAGCAGGGGGAAUCGCUGUUGGUGGAUUUGAACUCAACGCAGCAUGGGUCCUGGUGGCUCUGGGUUGGAUCUUUAUCCCCGUCUACAUCUCUGCUGGUGUGGUGACCAUGCCUGAGUACCUGGCCAAGCGCUUUGGAGGCCAGAGGAUACGCAUAUACAUGUCUGUUCUGUCACUCAUCCUCUACAUCUUCACCAAAAUAUCUACAGAUAUAUUUUCGGGGGCCAUGUUUAUCCAGGUGUCGCUGGGCUGGGAUCUCUAUCUGUCCACAGGUGUACUGCUGCUGGUCACUGCUGCCUACACUGUGGCAGGUGGUUUGGCAGCAGUGAUCUACACUGAUGCUUUCCAGACUGUGAUCAUGGUUGGUGGAGCCUUUGCUCUAAUGUUCAUAGCAUUCUCCAAAGUGGGCUGGUAUGAGGGCCUCGUGGACAGUUACAUGUCAGCUGUUCCCUCUGUGACCGUUGCCAACACCACCUGCCACCUACCUCGCAGUGACGCCUUCCGCUUGUUCAGGGACCCCGUGUCAGGGGACCUGCCCUGGCCUGGUCUGGUGUUUGGGCUCACCGUGCUGGCUACGUGGGUCUGGUGCACGGAUCAGGUUAUAGUCCAGAGGUCUCUUUCGGCCAAGUCUUUGUCUCAUGCCAAAGGCGGCAGUGUGCUGGGAGGCUACCUCAAACUGCUUCCCAUGUUCUUCAUUGUCAUGCCUGGAAUGAUCAGCCGAUCACUGUUCCCAGAUGAGGUAGGUUGUGUGGAUCCAGCAGUGUGUCAGAGAGUGUGUGGAGCUUCAGUUGGCUGCUCCAACAUCGCCUACCCUAAACUGGUGGUGGAGCUAAUGCCUGUGGGUCUGCGUGGUCUGAUGCUAGCAGUGAUGCUAGCUGCUCUGAUGUCAUCUCUGACCUCCAUCUUUAACAGCAGCUCCACUGUGUUCACACUGGACCUCUACCACAGAGCCAGGCCCAGGGCCUCAGAGAUGGAGCUCAUGAUAGUUGGAAGGGUGUUCAUCCUGGUCCUGGUGUGUGUCAGCCUGUUGUGGAUUCCGGUCAUCCAAACAGCCAACAGUGGACAGCUCUUUGAUUAUAUCCAAUCAGUGACCAGCUUUCUAGCUCCGCCCAUUACCGCUGUAUUCCUAAUGGCUGUCUUCUGGCCUCGGGCCAACGAGCAGGGUGCAUUCUGGGGUCUGAUGGCUGGACUGGUGGUGGGACUGACCCGCAUGGUUCUGGAGUUCUCCUAUGAAACUCCCUCCUGCGGUCAGCCUGACGGUCGGCCUGCCGUCGUGGCUGAUGUUCACUACCUGUACUUUGCUCUCAUCCUAUUGGCUCUCACCUGCCUCAUCAUCGCUGCUGUCAGCUUGGCCACUGCCCCAAUACCUAAAGAACACCUGUACAGGCUGACCUGGUGGUCCAGACACAGCCAGGAGCCUCGGAUCGACCUGACAGAUCCCCCGUUGACCUCUGACCCGGUGAGCCCUGACCCCAGCCUUGACUCUGAGCGUUGUCCAGAAUCCUGUUGGCUGAGGGGAGCUCUGAGGCUCUGUGGUCUUACUGGUCCCAGUUCAGCCUCGGUGUCUCCAGCUGUUGAACCGAGCGAGCUGAACUGCCUGCAGGAGGAGCCGCUCUGGAGGAGAGUGUGCGACGUGAACGCCCUGCUGCUGCUAGCUGUCAACGUGUUUCUGUGGGGAUACUUCGCCUAAAAACUGGACGGUGGCUAAACCAAUCGGCUGCUGUGGUGGAUCUGUUUUAUAUUCAACAACAGACAGUGAAAUAAUAACGACGAUGGAAAACAGUUAACCACUGAUGAGGUGUAUGAUUGACUUCAACACCAAAUAAGGGAGCUGUGAGAGCUCUACCUCAGUGACAUUUACCAGAAGACUACAUUAAAUAUCACUUUAUCGGCAACAUAUGAGAAAAUGUAUGGAAAACAAAAAUAUUUCCCAUGCAACUUACAAGCAAGAACUCUAAUCACUUCCAAGACUCAUAACAUGUUUUCUGUCAAAAAAAGAAUCCUGCUUUGAACGGUAUUUGUCCACUCUAACCGUUACAAACCAACAUUGUACACAUCUGUGGCUCUCUGCCACACACACUAGUUUAACAGCACACACCUCUCCUCUGUCUGCCUACCUGCAUACCAUUCAACUACACAUGUAGCUAAAUAAACCAUGCUUCAAUCAUUUGACCCAUGGCAAAUACAAUAUGCAAAGACUAAAUUAGAAUUAAAUGAAAUGACAUUCCCAAAUUUCCAUAACUACCACACAGCAGUACUGAAGGGAUGUUAUGACAUUAGAUUAUGAUAUUGAUUAUGAUGAGCUUUUAUAUACUUGUUAUAAGUUUGUGUACCUGAAAGCAUGUAUGUGAGAGUGUGUGUAUGCAGGCCCGACAAGAACAUCUGGUAUCAUUUAUAAAGACAUAGCUAUGCCUUGUUAGUGUAUUUUACAUAAACCUUACUAGAGAAGAGUUCUAUAUUCCCGGUUAUUCUUCACGAUGAAUAAACAGCAAUUAAGAAUUGACUUGUGACUUAAAAGAAGAAGUUUGAUUCCUGAGCUAGACAGCCUUCUGUGUGGAGUUUACAUGCUUUCCUGUGUCAGCGUGGGUUCUCUCCGGGUUCUCUGGUUUCCUCCCACAGUCCAAAGACAUGCAGCUUAGGUUAAUUAAAGACUCUAAAUUGCUGGUUGUCUGUCUAUAUAUGUCAGCCCUGUGAUAGUCUGGAGACCUGUCCAGGUGAACCCUGCCUUCUCCCAAUGACAGCUGGGAUCAGCUCCAGUUUGCUGAACAGGAUAAGCGGUUUAUGAUAAUGGUGGAUGGAUUAGUUAAAUGAAUCUCCCUUUAAAGUGCUGUUCACUAACUACAAGCCCCGGCCCGUGUGCAAAUGCACCUCUAACACCACCUGACUCUCAGCCAGUGAACAACUACGAUUACUUUUCAGGUGACUUUUCAUUGUACUGGAUGCCCCUUAAAAUGUUCCAAAGUACAACACUUGAGAUAGAAAGUAAAAGUAAAAUGCCCCAUUAAAAAACAACAACUUUGUUAAAGUACCCAAGAAAGAAGACAGCUGAUGUGUUUCAGAUUGUAACUGUAAAUAUAAGGUGAUUGAAAUGAAAUACCUGUUCUUCGUCCUUGAGGACAAUCUGUCUUUAAACAUCAUAUUGAGUGCCUUAAAACAAACUCAGGGUGACGUUAAGUUUAUAUCAUAGAAACAAAUUCAGUUAUACUUUUGCUGCAGAAAAAGAAAUAAUUCAAGCGGAAGCUUUUAUUAGCAAUUGAUUAGGGUGACAUUUUAUAAAAGCAUGCAAGCUCAUCUCCUUUUAAAAUGUUCAUACGGCGUUAGGGAUUUUGUCUCUAAUUUGGGUUUCUUCAUACAUCAUUGCAGUUUGUAAGAGAACGUUGUCCUCAUACAGCAGUAGAACUGAACACUGGUCCAGUUUUCUGUAGAAGGCGACAUUAAACAAACUGCCUCCUUAUCAUGUUCUCUACCGACUCCUAUAAAGGUCAGGAGUUGCAACCUUCAGUCAUUCUGACUAAUUAUGUUCAUCAUUCCCAGAACCAGGGACCUUUUUGGUUAAAGGGCUUUUUAAGAUUUUGCAUUCUCAUCAUUCUCAUUUCAACUAGAUUAUUUUGUAAACAUGAAGAUUAUGAAAACAGGAUUAAGGACUAUUUGACCACUGAAUGCAAACGUCCUGUAACUGAACACUGUUAAAUCACUGUUUGAUGGGAUUCACAGAUUGUUUGUAGUCUGUUAAUUGUAUGUUUAUGUGAAAUUCAACCGUUUCAAUUAGUCUGUAUAUGUUGACAGAUUAUCUAUGGUAUAUGUGACAAUUCAUGAGCAUACAUGCAUAUUCUCAGAAUGAUUUAGUUGAACUUGAACCAGUAGUUCAAAAUAAUCUGUUAAACAUCUAUAAAGCCAAACAGUUGAAUUGUUGUCAUUUUUGAAACAUUACAAAUAUUCUAAAAGCUUUUUUGAAG